This is a messenger RNA of Tachysurus vachellii, 6042 nucleotides long. RefSeq names its product inter-alpha-trypsin inhibitor heavy chain 5 (gene itih5). The record is from RefSeq and is a predicted model, not a curated record. The transcript is spliced from 14 exons. Bases 110 to 3079 code for a protein of 989 amino acids. Gene Ontology annotation, molecular function: serine-type endopeptidase inhibitor activity. Gene Ontology annotation, biological process: hyaluronan metabolic process. Lineage: Eukaryota; Metazoa; Chordata; Actinopteri; Siluriformes; Bagridae.
UUCACCAUGGUCGAGUAUAGUCUGGGUGGGAAACGAUUGCACACAGUUCUCUGCGCUGGAUUAUACAGAUGCGUGCGCUUUGCUCUAUCUGCUCACAUCUCAAGCUGAAAUGUUGCUCCUCGUGUCUCUUAUCGCUUUGUGCUGUAACCACGCAGCUUUUGCAGAAAACGAGUAUGAAGCUGAUCUUUCCGAGGAUGUCGAGCUUGAGGAUGAUCUAAUUGCAGAAUUAGACUUGGGCACGGCACCACGCAGAGUCCCUCGGCAGGUGAAAACAUUUUUAAGGAGGGAAACUAAGCCACACAUACAGGAGCUCUCUGUGUCAACCACCAUCAUCUCCCGCUAUGCUUUCACUGCCGUGUCCUGCACCAUGUUAAACAGACACAGCGCAGCAUCUGAGGCAGUUUUCAUGUUUCACAUCCCAGCAGCUGCCUACAUCUCCAACUUUACAAUGAUUGUGGGAGGGAGAGUCUUCCCCAGCCAGAUCAAGGCAAAGGAAAAGAAACUGAAAAAGGACAGGAAGGAGAACAAUGGCACGCCAAAGAACAAGGACUCAGCAGAGCACAGUGAGGGUGAGAUGGAGUUGUUUCGCAUGUCUGUGAAAAUCCCUGGUCGAAACCGUGCCAUCUUUCUUCUGACGUAUGAAGAGCUGCUGCAGAGACGACUGGGUUUUUACCAGCAUAUGACAAGUGUUAGGCCCAUGCAGCUGGUCAGCAAGCUCAAUGUGACCAUUACCAUCAUAGAGCACUCUCGCAUCAAGCACCUCGAGGUUCUCCCUUUGCGCAGAAGCAAAACAACUGGCUCCAGGAACAACAGCAAGACAGAUGGUAACGUGGGUCUGCCACCUUCCACAGUGGUCCGACAGAAUGAGACAUUCUGCAAGAUCACUUUUAACCCUAACAUCGUUCAGCAGGUCAGGAUCGCCAACAAUGGCAUGCUAGGAGAUUUUAUUGUGCGCUAUGACGUGGAGAGAGAGUUGGGAAUCGGUGACAUUCAGGUGCUGGAUGGACACUUUGUGCAUUACUUCGCCCCCAAAGACUUGCCUGUUGUACCCAAGAAUGUUGUAUUUGUGAUUGACACCAGUGCCUCCAUGCUGGGGACCAAAAUGAAACAGACUAAAGAAGCUCUGUUCACUAUCCUGGGUGACUUGCGUCCGAAUGAUCACUUUAAUUUCGUCAGUUUCUCCAACCGUGUGCGAGUGUGGCAGCCAGGCAAGCUGGUGCCUGUUACACCAAACAGUGUUCGUGAUGCCAAGAAGUUCAUCUACAUGAUCUCACCCACUGGAGGCACAGACAUUAACAGUGCCCUACAAGCCGGCUCGUCACUGCUCAGAGACUACCUGUCACAAAAGGAGGAGUCAAAUCACAACAGAGUGUCACUCAUUAUCUUCCUGACUGAUGGACGGCCCACAGUGGGAGUGGUCCAGACGCCACUCAUUCUGGGAAACGCAAAGGCAGCCGUGCAGGAGAAGUUCUGCAUUUUUACUAUCGGGAUGGGCAACGAUGUUGACUAUAAACUCCUGGAUCGCAUGGCGCUGGAGAACUGUGGCACAAUGAGAAGAAUUCCAGAAGAUGCUGAUGCUAACACCAUGCUGAAAGGAUUCUAUGCAGAAAUCGGCACCCCUCUGCUCUCGGAUAUUCAUGUCGAAUAUUCAAACGAUGCUGUUGAGUACGUCACACAGAACCUCUUCCCCAAUUAUUUCAAUGGCUCUGAGAUCGUUGUAGCUGGAAAGCUGACCAAUCGUAGCUCGGAUUCCCUUCACGUGCAGGUGAAAGCCAUCAACAGCGAGCGCAGCCUUGUAAUUGAGAAGGACAUCUCUCUGAGCGAGCAAGAGCAUGAAACAAAGCGGCGUGUUGAGGAGGCCGAUGCUGGUGCAAAUGCGGAUGGCUACGUCGAGCGCCUCUGGGGCUUUCUGAGUGUGAAAGAUGGACUGAAUGGUCGCUUACGCAGCCAAACAAGCUCUGAAAGAGAGAACUUCACUCAACGGGCCACCGAACUCGCGCUUUCUUACAACUUCCUCACACCAUUAACACAAAUGAAGGUGGAGACACCACAAGUGCUCGCUGAUGGAACCAUAGCAGACACUGAGCCUACAGAAACCCCAUCUGUACACUCAGAUUUGGCCAAUCAGUUAGCAGAGGAGGAGCCGAUGGGAGAAACACCCCAAAGCCUGCACAGGAAUAAGGAACAACCAGCAACAGUGGCCACAGCUGGCAAAGCCACAAACGGACUUAAAAGACCGGCCAAAAAGUCUGUCACUCUAUCCAAAACAUCAGCGGAUGGAGAUCCUCACUUUGUGGUUGACUUCCCAAUGAGUAAACUUGCCGUCUGUUUUAACAUUAAUGGAGAGCCUGGGGACGUCCUCCGCUUAGUAACCGACCACAAACACUCUGGUGUAACUGUAAAUGGGAAGCUGAUUGGUGCUCCAGCACCUCCUGGCAGUCAUAAGCAGCAGCGAACAUAUUUUAGUUCCAUCAUUAUUGUUGUUGACAAGCCGAGGCGCUUGUACAUCGAGGUGACUUCACGUAAAGUUAUCAUGGACGGCCUUGAUCGCCUCAUCCUUCCGUGCAGUUCCAGUGCUGCGGUGGAAAACAAACACUUCUCAGUGGCUAUAGCUGCUAAUGCCAAUGUCACGGUAACCAUUCAGGGAACAAUCCAGUUCAUCAUCUUGAUGCAUAUUUAUAAAAACCCAGCCCCUUACCAGCGAGAUCAUCUGGGCUUCUACAUAGCCGACAGCAAGGGACUUAGCAAGGAUACACACGGACUGUUAGGUCAGUUUAUCUAUGAAGAAGUCACACUAAUACAGCUUCCUGGAAACAUCACUGCAGCAACAGGAAAUUACCCACAAGAAAUGAGCAUUACCCAGGGUAACCGUGAGGCAGGUCACAUGGCCCUGAGGGUGAAGGAGCGCACUGUGGAUGUGGUAAAGAAGAGCAGACAUAUUUAUUCUGGGACACAAACCGUCCACUGCUGGUUUGCCAGGAAUAAUGCUGCUAAUCUGAUUGAUGGACAAUACAAGGAUUAUGUAGUGGCUCACAUGUUUGACACGGAGGACUGGGCUCAUGGAACAAAUGCACACUGAGACACACACACGCACACACACACACAAUCACAGAAUAGCACAAUCAGGUAUUGAUGCACAAAAACACAGGAAAAAGCCAAACCUCUUUACCACAGGUCUUUAAAAAAUUCUAUAUUCAGUGUAGUGUGCAUUAUAUCUGAAUAAUAUUGGCUCUUUAUACUACUGCAUAACUAAACUCUUUAUAAAUAUUUUACAUUUUUGUACUUUGUUUUAAAAUUUAUUUGUUUUUUGUGUGUGUUUCUAAUUGUUUUAAAAAUUUUAUUCUGAUAAUGGGAUUUUAAUUAUAACAUUAUAGAAGCUAAAUAAAACUAUUUAGCUUUUUCAGAAGAACCACAUUUGAACAGUUAUACAUAGAAAGGCAACUAUAAUAGUGUUUAACUAUGACAAUGUUUAUAUUAUGUUUACAAUAAAAAUUAGACUAAUAUGAAUUUAAUAGUUGCUUUCACAGCCCUUUUAAACUUGCUAUGUAGGAAUUUUAAAAGUUCACUUUCCUCAAGCAGAUAGACUAGUGGUGUAAUGCAAUGCCAGUGACUGUAGCUGAAUCUACAUAGACAUCUAUCCAUAUCUAUUUAUAUCUAUACAAAUCAGAUAUGGACAUGGACUCUAAAAAAACAGGAAAAAUUAGUUUUCAUUCACAAAUUAUCCACCAACAAUAGAACUUUGCUCAACAUAGUGCAUCUCCUGAAUCGCUCGAUCCAACUUAUCCUAUUAUUUUGCAUUUAUUUUAUUUAUUUAUUGUUUGCACACCAAAGUUACUUGUGCUCACAACUUUAUAAAGCUAUGAAAAUCUGUUCAUGGGAUUUAAGCUAUUUUAUUGCUCUUUUUAAUUCUAUAUUAAGUUGCCAUCUUGCUUAUUCAUUGUUAAUUAACUGUUGUUACUUGACAUAAGUAUUGUCUCCACUGAUAUUCUCUGUGCUGUGUGUGGACAAAACUAUUAAUUAAUGAAUUUAUAUUGGACUAUUUAUUUAUUUAAUUUUAGCCUUAAAUAGCUCAAUAGUUUUAUUAUAUAGUAUAAUUCUAUCGUUUCUUGGGUAUAUUUACAGUCAAAAACUUAUAUCUCAUUAUAUAUCUCAUAUUAUGGGUACAUCAAACUUAAUGCUGCUCCUCAAACAAGCUGAUAUUACACAAGAAAAGAAUGAUUUAAGCUCAAGAUUAGAAUCGCCUCUAACUGAGACAUGCCUCACAUUUAGGCAAAUUCUGCCACGUCUGAGAUCUAAAUACUAAUAUGUGCCAUUUCUGUAUUAACUCCUCACUAUGUGUGCUUGCUAUGAGGGUCUCAACCUCAGUGUACUGGCCUCAUGUCGCAAUUCAGGGUCUCAGUGAUAGUUGCUAUCUGUAUUUUGGACAAUGCAGCUUUUGUAUAAUAUAAUACUAUAAUACUAUAUUUUGGGUCCUCAAAAUUUGGGGACAGUUUAAGCAAAUAUUGACAAAAUACGAUAUGAUAAAAACUGUUCAGAGACUCUCUCUGCUCACUACAACACCAUUAGGAUGAUGAGUAGGCUGAUUAGGUUCUCAAAUGUUAAAUAAUGAUUCUCAAUGAUUUAUCAGGUUUUUCAUUUUUAAACUGCUGUUACAAUGAAAGUGACUGAAAACAAGUCCAAUGUAAAUUAUAGACAAUCUUGCAGGCCUUCUGUGUGGUGGAAUUUACAUUACAAAUAUUUGAGUUUAGGGGCACAAUAGCUUGGUGGUUAGUACAAAUACCUUGGGGUUUGUUUCCUGCCUCUGCCGUGUGUGUGUUUGUGUGUGUGUGUGUUCUCCCCAUGCUUUAGGGGUUUCCUCAUGGCUUUUCUUUCCCAGUCCAAAUACAUGUACUGUCGGCUGACUGGCAUCUUUAAAUUGUCCAUAGUAUGUGAGAAUGUCUCAUGGGAUAGAGUGCAGGUUGCCUGUGACCCAGCUGGAUUAGUGGUGUAGAGAAUGGUGGAUAUUUGAAUUCGCUCCUCUGCCGCAUUUUCCUAUAGUUUAUAAAUGACAUUCUUGAACUUUUCAAUUUAUCUAGCAAAAAAAUACCUAUUUUUCCAGUAAUGCAUUGGCUUUUCUUCCUACGUAAACCCUCCUGAUAAUUUCCAGGGAGUUUGAUAGUUUUUCUGCUACAUCAGUCAGUCAUUGUAACAUUUUAACACGUUUUCACAAAUAACUCCUCCUGAUCAUUUCCCUUAGAAUUCCCGUGUAAGAGGAUGUGUUAAAACAGACUGUACUUUAAAUAUAAACUUCCAUAGUCACAAUUUAAAAGUAUGGUUCUAUGCUUGAAAAUGAUUUCCAGUCAGGUUGGUUCUAAACGGAAACAAAUACAAAUGCCAGAGAAGUUCACAAAGCAUCUGGAGAAUAGAGCUGAACAAUUUAGCAUGAUCAGCAGGUUUUUAUAAACAAGCAUGUAGAUCAGAAGCUUGAAGGACAAAGACCUUUCAUUUAUUUAUCCUUAGUACUACUGGUCUGGUGCCUGACUGUCAUUUAUUAGAAAUGAUAUUGAUCACAUAAGAAUCAUGUGUUGAGCUCACCUAAUCUUUAGACACUAAUCUUUUUAACUUUACAUGAAGCUACUGAGACCAGCUAUGAGUUGGAGUGAUAUAGGGGAAACUGAGAAAAUACUUGUACUUGUAUACUGCCAUAUGUCUCUAUAGUCUAGCUAUAGACUGCACUUAUUGUUGCACAUAUGGAAGAUGCUUUGCUUUAUACUCGUAAGUUUUCAACAGAGUAAUAUAGAAUAUUGAGAAAAUACAGUGAUCCACAUAAGCUAAGUCAGAUGUACAGAUUUCCACCAACAGCACAAUAACUGAACCUUAAAUUGCAUUAAUAAUAAUGUUACUCCACUAAUCUGGAGUAACGUGAUCUAAUCUUUAGCUCCCACUAUGGAGCAUUUCAAGAUAAUAAAUAUACAGUAUAUGGAACAUUUCAUGUAAUAGCUUUGUCAUCAUUCUUGAACUUGUAUUUUUUGGGAAACAAUAAAUAAAUCUAGCUGAAAAUGA